AUGGACGACCCUGUGGCAAAUCGAAACCCGCCUGACAAGGAUGAUGCCGUGGCCAUGGUAGGCGAGGUGCGACAUGCCAUCGAUCCUAUCGUCGAAGCAAGAGCCAUCAGGAAGAUUGACUGGUUUCUGAUCCCGGCAAUGAUAUGCGGAUAUGGCCUCGUCUACUACGACAAAGCUAUUCUCGGUUCAGCUGCCCUCUUCGGCAUGACCACAGAUCUCAAACUAAGUGUCGUUGACAACUCAACCGUGCCUCCUACUGUCGACACGAGACGCCUCAGCUGGGCCACCUCGCUCUUCUACUUUGGUAUGCUGGGAGGCCUGUAUCCCAUGACAUUUGCUCUCCAGCGCUUCGACAUGGGCAGAAUCCUCGGCGUUGUCGUCAUUCUUUGGUCGGCCAUCUGCAUGCUCACCGCGGCAGUAACAUCCUGGCAAGGCCUUUUUGUGCAGCGCUUCUUCCUAGGCUUCGUGGAGAGCAUCAUCCCGACGGGCUUCAUGUGCAUCGUUUCGGGAUACUACACUCAGUCCGAACAGUCGCUACGACAAAGCUGGUGGUUCAGCAGCACUGGGUUGUUUACCAUCAUUGGCGGAGCGCUCAACUACGGCUUUGCUCAGAUCACUGGCGGGGGACUGAAGAGAUGGCAGUACAUAUACCUGUUUGGCGGCGCACUCACAUUCAUCUUUGGCCUCUUUUGCUUUGCGCUGCCGAACUCGCCGGUAUCGGCUUGGUUCCUGACUGCCGAAGAACGGUUCGCAGCCGUGGAGAGGCUCCGUUACGGACAAACUGGAGUGCGAUGCACGAAAUUCAAGUCAUCUCAGCUUAAGGAGGCCUUGUUGGAUGUCAAAGUCUGGCUGAUCUUUGUCAUGAUGGCAUCUGCAUACACGGUCAACGGGGCAGUGAGCGGCUUUGGACCCCUGAUCGUAUCGACAUUCGGCUGGAACACUCUCCAGUCGAUCCUUUUCCAGUUUCCUCUGGGUGGGUUAUGUUUCAUCGUCAUUCUAGCGACGGGCUACAUUGGUUCCAAAGUCAAGAAUGUCCGCAUUUUCAUGCUCAUCUUUACCUGCUUGCCUGUUAUCGCUGGCUGUGCCAUCAUCUGGAAAAGCACCUGGAGUCACCACGCUGCCGCUCCCAUUGUAGGAUACUCCAUUACGGGUUUCUUUGGCGGCACGGUCAGUCUCAUCAUCACUAUUGGAAUGGCCAACGUGGCGGGCCAUACGAAGAAGAGCUUCAUGGCCGCGACAAUCUUUGUUGCAUACUGUGUUGGAAACAUUGUUGGUCCGCAGUUGAUAUGGUCGCAAACCAAGAGCCGACACUAUCCUGCCUUAUGGCUUGGUUUGAUAAUAUGUUACAUCAUUUGCAUCCUCGCAUCGACCACAUUGUACUUUGUGCUGCGAGCUGAGAACAAGAAAAAGAUGGCCUUGCCUGAAGAUGAAGCUGAGCGAGCAAAGCUUGCUUUCCAGGACCUCACGGACAAGGAGAAUCCGUACUUCCGCUACGUUUACUAA
Molecule: messenger RNA, 1503 nt
Organism: Trichoderma aggressivum f. europaeum
Lineage: Eukaryota; Fungi; Ascomycota; Sordariomycetes; Hypocreales; Hypocreaceae
Exons: 3
Coding region: 1-1503 (500 amino acids)
Biological process (GO): transmembrane transport
Cellular component (GO): membrane
Molecular function (GO): transmembrane transporter activity
Source: RefSeq, a predicted model, not a curated record